GUUUAACUGUGUUAUUUAUGUUUAACAUAUUAUAAUCAGAUUAACAUAAUAAGUACUAAAUAAAUGCCUGUAGGCAAAAUAUCCAGAUUACAAGGUUUCUUAAAAGAUAACAAGAUCAAUUCUAGUAGAUUGACAGUGCAAGAAAAGAGAUAGAUGCUGAUUUAAGUUAUUAAAGUUGUGUCUCCCCAUUUCAUGAUGUAUGAGCUUAAGGUAUCAAGGAGUUAAGUGCUAAGCUAAGCUUUCCUUAGUGUUGACACAUACCAUUACCUGUGUUUACCAACACUUUAAAUAAGCAGUUGUUUGGUCAUUUCAUUUUUAAAAUUCUGAUAAAUAUCUGUAAAGCCAAACGAGCCAAUUCUGCAAAUCAGAUUAGAAACAAAGCUAUUGGGUCAAAUUUCACUUUUUCACAAUUUGCCCUCCUUCCUUCCAUGCGUCACACUUUGUACCGGUUUAACAGUUUAGAGCUUUUGUUAAUCUUCUAGUGACUGAUCCCCUUCCAAUGACCUUAACUAUAAAAAUGGUAGUAACUCUGUUGAGCCUGAGCUGCCUUCAGUGGUACCACAGCGAGAUGUUGAACAUCAGUGAGGAGCUGCUCCAGCCCCAUCAGGGCGACCGUGUUCUGCAGCCACUCUGGAAUUAUUUGCUUUUCCAACAUCUGCCUCUCAUCUCUUCUCCAUUUUUCCCUGUCCUGCUCGCCGCCUCCUGCUAUUUCCUCUGCAGCAUACCUUUUGCUGCACUGGACCUCUUGGGAGAAAGAGUGCCUUUGUUCUAUCAGUACAAGAUCCAAGCAGGCAGGCAGCCAACAGUGAGAAUGAUGCUCAAGAGCUUAAUGACAGCACUUUAUAACCACAUAUUCUUUGUUCUGCCCGCUGUAAUAAUGACCAUGUGCAUACUGCCUGCACCAAUACUGCCCCAGGAUGCUCCUAACCUGUAUGAGGUAUUCAUUGACGGACUGGCAAUACUUCUCCUUUUUGACACACAGUACUACAUUUGGCAUUUCGUACAUCACAAGCAUCCCCAGCUUUACAGGUGGAUUCAUUCAGUCCACCAUGAAUACAUGGUGCCUUUCUCAUGGUCCACUGAGCACCUUAGCCCCACAGAACUGAUGACAAUCGGACUCUGGAGCAACCAGGACCCCCUUAUUCUGAAAUGCCACCCAUUGACCGCAUGGUGUGUCACAGUUUUCAGUAUCUGGAUGUCUGUGGAGGACCACAUAGGCUAUGACCUGCCAUGGAGUCUCAACCACCUCGUGCCUUUUGGUCUGCUGGGGGGGGCACCGGCUCACGACAUGCACCACCAGAAGCCGAACAGCAACUACGCUCCUUUCUUCAGCCACUGGGACAGACUCUUUGGCACCGCUGUUGCUUUGGAGAAAAAGACUCUGUAA
This is a messenger RNA of Notothenia coriiceps (black rockcod), 1387 nucleotides long. It is a transcript of the gene ch25hl1.1, whose product is annotated as cholesterol 25-hydroxylase like 1, tandem duplicate 1. Gene Ontology annotation, biological process: lipid biosynthetic process. NCBI's taxonomy places the organism in Eukaryota, Metazoa, Chordata, Actinopteri, Perciformes, Nototheniidae. Gene Ontology annotation, molecular function: iron ion binding; oxidoreductase activity. The coding region runs from base 500 to 1387 and encodes 295 amino acids. The transcript has a single exon. The record is from RefSeq and is a predicted model, not a curated record.